This is a messenger RNA of Trichoplusia ni (cabbage looper), 2272 nucleotides long. RefSeq names its product GSK3-beta interaction protein. NCBI's taxonomy places the organism in Eukaryota, Metazoa, Arthropoda, Insecta, Lepidoptera, Noctuidae. Bases 315 to 674 code for a protein of 119 amino acids. The record is from RefSeq and is a predicted model, not a curated record. Gene Ontology annotation, biological process: regulation of canonical Wnt signaling pathway. The transcript is spliced from 2 exons. Gene Ontology annotation, molecular function: kinase regulator activity; protein kinase A binding. Gene Ontology annotation, cellular component: cytoplasm.
AGUUUAUUUAUUCCUUCAAUCACAAUCUAUAUUUCUAAAUUACGUACUAUUGAUUUUAAAGUCAUUUGAAGUUUAAAUUCCAUUUUUGUUUAUGGUAUAAGUGUGCAGCACUAUUAAAAAUACGCUGACGUCAUCUACUCUUCGUAGUCUAUUGACUUUGUUGACAUUAAUAUUUGAGUUUGUAUUACAAAUUGUGUAAAGUGUUUUUAAAAACUUUGCAAUGAAAAGGAUAACAUUCAAUUAUAAUUAAUAAAUAAGGCGCCAGUUGAUAAUAUUAGUUGAUUUUUGCUUGUUCUGCUGAAAUAGAGAUAAUCAUGACCGAGAAAGUCUUGGACAAAGAGAGCUGGCCUCAGGAAGCCGAGGCAGCGAUUAAUGACAUCCGCAAGCACGUCAAGUCGGCCUGCAUCUCGCCCACGCUGCUCAGCAACAACCAGCGCAUCUUCAUCAACCUCACGACCUUAGAGAACUCUGAUUAUUGCAUCGAAAUGUCCGGCAACGGGUUCAGAGUUGUCGGCAGGAAGUAUGACGACACCUCCCUAUCUUCUAUCGAGAACAUGAACUACGAGACCCCAUACGCUCUGCUCAACAACAUCAGUCAGAAGUACAGGGAGUCCUUCGGAGGAGAGCUUAUGAACAAGCUGCUGGACCUGGCGGCGCGGAACUCUGAAGGUUGACUCCUCACCUAUAUCACGCAACCCUGUGACAAUCGUAUCCUAGGCAUAUCCGAAACCCCACACAAAAUUGUAUGCUUAGAGUGAGAAAAUAAUUUUGAUUACAUGAAAUGAGACUAACUUUAUUUGUUAUCUAUGUCAAAACUUUGAGUGUAUUUAGAAAUAAAGUUAGUUUUAUUUUCAAUUAGUAUUAAUCGCGUUAUUAAAUCUGUAUACAUGUUUACAUAAGAUGUUUAUUGCAAAAAUCAGGGUUAAAGAGUCGAUUCUUGAAACAUAUUAUGUAGUCGAUUUUUAAUUGUUGGAAUGUGUCAAAAUAUCACCUGUCAGUAUUCGUAUGUGCUAUAAUAAAUGUUUAUGUAACUAAGUUUAUAUAUAACUGUGUAGAACUUUAGUAUAACAUCGUGUUGAAUGCGAUUUUUGUAAUGUUAGAAUUGAAGUGAUCUUCUCGAUUUAAAAUUGAUAGAGGCAUGCGUUUCCAUGCACGCAAAAUUUACAAAACGGUUUAAAAGACUUUCUGCUGGUAGAUUAGUCGCCUUCUUGGGCUGUACCCUUGUACCAGGGUUAAUAUUACGAGUUCUGCAAACUAUUCUAUAUGUACAAACGCACUUAACGCAUUUAUUCAAGACAUAACUUAUUAAAUGAGAAUUAAGGACACCAUAAUGUACAAAUUACUUUGUUCCUGUGCAGCUAGUUCAUUUAAAGUGAGCUCCUUGGGUCCAAUCCUUGUUUGUGACCUCGACCUAGUUUAGUUUUUUUAACUGACCAAAUUUCAUCCUAUAUAAUGGUGUUUGGCUUUACAAAUGAGGCCUAGAGCAUACUGAAUCUCUGUGCAACGUAAGCUUGAUAACAUGUCUUAUAGAUUGCACGUUUGAUAACUAUUAAGUAGGAAGUUUGUGUGUGCUCGUUAGCUGCAUUGUGCGUAAUCCUUUCUAAUUGCAUACUAAGAUACUAGUGAGUAAUGUGAGAAAUGUUAUUGCUGCCGGUGCUGGUGUCACUUAUCCGAGCUUCACGCGGCAUAUGAUUAGUACAAUCGUCGACAGACUGAGUACAAACUUGUGUACCUCUGGAGUUUGGGUACGUGUUCUGGUAUUUUGGCGGGAACUUUGUGUGAAACAUGUUGACUAAGAUUGUUGUUAGGAGUCCUAUGAAAAAAAGUUGAAAGUUUAAUUUAUGAGUGUUGGUUCGGUUAUUGCUUAAAGUAUAUUUGUUUUAGUAUAUUACGGCCUAUUAAUAAAAUUAGUUUUUAAGUGUUCUAACAAAAUAAUUGGUGAGAUUCGCAUUCUAAAAUCACGCGUUUAAAAUUUAAAAAUAAAUGUAGAAUGAGCGGCUGUUACAUGAAAUUUAUUAUUCCGGAUUAUUGGAUUGUGAAUUCAACUUUGCUUUAGUAUAAAAAUAACAAUUGCCAGUUGUUCGUAUUCCCACGGUUUGUUUUUGUAUUUCGAGGCAAUACUAAGCGGGCCUAAUGUUGAAAUCGCUUGAGAACGUUUAACGAGUGGACGGCUAUCAGACAUGUACCCAAACUCACAUCUCUUUAGACGUAAUAUACACAUUAUAUAGUAGUUAACUUGUUUGUGAUAGUAAAAUAAAUUGAUGAUGUAUCA